AUGGCGGAGCACUUAGCUUCAAUUUUCGGUACCGAGAAAGACCGAGUUAAUUGUCCUUUCUACUUCAAGAUUGGGGCAUGCCGUCACGGCGAUCGCUGCUCGCGCCUCCACAAUCGCCCCACUAUCUCUCCCACUCUAUUAUUAUCCAACAUGUACCAGCGCCCUGACAUGAUUACUCCUGGUGUCGAUGCUCAAGGUCAGCCACUUGACCCACACAAGAUCCAGGAACAUUUUGAAGAAUUUUAUGAGGAUAUUUUCGAAGAACUCGGCAAAUUUGGUGAGAUCGAGAGCCUUAAUGUUUGUGAUAAUCUCGCCGAUCACAUGAUCGGUAACGUUUAUGUUCAGUUCAAGGAGGAGGACCAAGCUGCUGCCGCUUUGCAAGCUCUUCAGGGACGAUUUUACUCUGGUCGCCCUAUUAUUGCUGAUUUCUCUCCUGUCACUGAUUUUCGUGAAGCUACCUGCAGACAGUUUGAGGAGAAUAACUGCAACCGUGGUGGUUAUUGUAAUUUUAUGCAUGUGAAACUGAUUGGGAGGGAUUUGCGGAGAAAGUUGUUUGGAAGAUAUCGUGGAUAUAGGGUUAGUAGGAGUAGAAGUAGGAGUGUGAGUCCGAGGAGGAGGGAUAGAGAUUAUGAUAGACGCGAGAAGGAUUACAGAGACCGUGAUUAUCGUGGAAAUGGGAGGAGGCAUGACAAGUAUGACAGAGAGGGAGGAAGGAAAAGACACGGGAGUCCGAGGAGGAGCAGGACCAGGAGCAGGAGCCCAGUCAGGGGUGGCAGCGAGGAACGAAGGGCUAGGAUUGAGCAGUGGAAUAGAGAGAGGGAGGAGAAACAGUAA
Dovyalis caffra is the source of this 834-nucleotide messenger RNA. Lineage: Eukaryota; Viridiplantae; Streptophyta; Magnoliopsida; Malpighiales; Salicaceae. The record is from the annotation of a GenBank genome assembly.